AUGGACGCUACGAACCUUUACAACCAAGUGCAGAGUCACUAUGGCUCUCUUGCUACCGGCGGACAAAGCUCCAAGUACGGCCAUUCCGUUGCCGUCGCAUUUGGGUACUCGGAGGAAGAGUUAUCAAACGUUCCUGAAGAUGCUCAGAUGGGCUUGUGCUGUGGCAAUGCCAUCACCAUGGCUGCCCUCAAAGAGGGCGAAACCGUGGUUGAUUUUGGUUGCGGAGCAGGGUUUGAUGUGUUUCUUGCAGCCAAGCGGGUUGGCCCUACUGGACGGGUGAUCGGAGUGGAUAGGAACAAAGAUAUGCUGGCACGAGCACAUCGGAACAAGGAGACCGCGAAAGCAACCAACGUGGAGUUCGUCGAAUCACCCAUAGUCAAGAUUGACACCGGUUCGUCCGAAGCCGACUGCAUCAUCAGCAACUGCGUCGUCAACCUCGUCCCGGAAGAGGAGAAGCAGCUCGUCUUCAAUGAGAUGCAUCGCAUCCUGAAGCCAGGAGGAAGGGUUGCGGUGAGCGACAUCCUUGCCAAGAAGGAAUUGCCGGAACAGCUGAAGAAAGAUAUGGCACUCUAUGUUGGCUGCAUCUCCGGAGCGUCGCAGGUUCAGGAUUAUGAGAAGUAUUUGAAGACUGCCGGAUUCAGUGCGCCAGAUAUCCUCCUCGUGGACAGCAAAAGCGACCUGAAUGUCUACACCACCACAGGUGAAGACGGCACAGCUGGAAGUGAGCAGCCGAACAUACCCUGCUGUGGUCCGGCCAAAGCCGAGACCUCCUUCGUCGAGAGCGUAGUGAAGAACGUUGACUUUAACGAAUGGGCAGGUUCAUUCAAGAUAUAUGCAGUUAAGGGGCAACAAUGA
This is a messenger RNA of Eremomyces bilateralis CBS 781.70, 855 nucleotides long. Its product is annotated as arsenite S-adenosylmethyltransferase. Bases 1 to 855 code for a protein of 284 amino acids. The record is from RefSeq and is a predicted model, not a curated record. Gene Ontology annotation, molecular function: methyltransferase activity. NCBI's taxonomy places the organism in Eukaryota, Fungi, Ascomycota, Dothideomycetes, Eremomycetales, Eremomycetaceae. The transcript is spliced from 6 exons.